AUGGCAAAAAAAAAGUCAAAAAAAGAUAAAAAGCAUAUUAAAAACUUAGAUAAAACUGAAAAAAAGCCAGAGAAAGAAGUUGUAUCGAAUCAGCGUCUCAUAUCGGAGGAGGAAUGGCAGCAACGCGAGCAGCGUCAUUUGCAAAGGAUACAGGAUGUGCAAAUCUGUUUGGGCUUCAUCAGCGAGUCCAUCAGUGGCUAUGAAGCGCUGCUGGAGCAGCAGAGCAAAGCUGAGCACUGGAAGCGUUAUCUGGACUGCGAUGGACUGCCGCGUGUGGCAAGUCCACCGGAAAUACGCACAUUUCUCGAACAGGUGCGGCACGAGUGUCAGGUGGAUGUCAAUCAUACAGUCAACUGGGAGCUGGCGGUGAAUGAGCGAGCGGGUGCUAACGAGGAUAUUUUUGCCAGGUGAACGCGUCAGAGCGGUGAGAGGCGACCGAAUCUGGGGCAGCUCUAUAGCGACUUUGUGCAGCGCAUUCUGAUUGUUUUGCAUCGCAUUGAUUUGCUUUUUGCCAGCCAGCUGGAAAUGCAAGAUAUGCCACUGGAACAUGCUACGGAAAUAACAGCGACGCGCAGUGAGCUCAAUCAGGAGAUUGAUGUGCUGUUCGAUAAGCUAAGCUAUCGCAUCAUAAGCGAACCAAAUGCGUUUUCAACCUCUGAUGAUGGCUUUAUGCAAAAGUAUUGCUAUCAAAGUUCCAAAUUCAAUUUUCAGCUCUGGUGGCUGCGCGAUGUGCCCAUACGCUUCAAGUACUUGGAGCUGCCCGUUAUGCUGGCCCAACUGGACUGCGUGGGCGUCACUGUGCAAAUACCGUACAGCGUGCUGAGCGACAAUUUGACGCUGCGUUGUGUGCACACAUUUUUCGAUCCGUACUCGGAGUUUGCCAAGAGCUACGAGCAGGUAGUGCAUGAAUCCGAUGAGGACUUGAAUGCUGGCAUUGCUGAUAUUGAGGACUGUCUAAUCAAUGAGUGGCUAAUGCAAGUGCGCAUAAUGAACAACAUAAUGGAUGAAAUGGAUGAGCGAAUACAGCGUUAUUUGGAGACUGUGGGUGAGCUGGACGAGAAGAAGGAAAAGCGUUUAGCCAAGCCGGCAGCUAACAAACCCGCGCCAAGCGACAAAAAGACUGCCAAGCCGCCAAAGGAGCCGCAGACGCUGCCACCGGGCAUGUAUCCCGAUCCCUACAAUAUAUUUCUAGAACGCGAGCAGCGUGAUUACUACGAGUUUCUGGAUCAAAACUUUCAUCCACGCAAUCUGCAGCUGGAGGCCAACGAGGUCAAUUUGCGGGAGUACAACAUACUGGGCGGCAUAUUCUCGCUGGUCUUUAUGCGCAAGCCCAAGCAUACGGACUUUGAGAAGUUCAACAUGACGUUGCAUGCCGAUGGACGCGUACUUUAUACGAUGCAGCAUGUGCUGGAGCUGGAGACGCGUCAGAGCGAAUGGAGCAGGAAGAGCGAAUUUAGCAGGAAGAGCGGACUGCAGAAGCAGCAGAGCAGUAUGCAUGUGGGCGCACUUCAGGCGGAUAUGGCAGCUGAUGGGGGCGUGCUGCAUUUGCAGGAUAAUGAGCUGCCCUAUUUCUAUGUGACCAUCCAGCUGCCGGCGCACUUGUGUCUGUGGGGCGAGCCGCUGCCUUGUCAGUUCAUUGAGGAGGAGGAGGAAGAAAAGCAGCCUGAUGAGGAAUCGCUGGAGGAGGAGAAUGUUGGCAAGCGGCGAAAGACACGCAAAACACGCAAAACGCGACAUGGCCUCGGUGUGGGCGUCGGCGUUGGCGUUGGCGUUGGCAGUGAUGAAGAAGGCUCGACAGAGAGGCCAUACAAUCGUCGUACCUUAGCGGCUACGCCGCAGACUCUAAUUAAACGCAAGCGUCACAAUUCCAAAAACAUUUACCGCCCAUCAUUGCUGGCCAUGCUGCGCCGCACAAUACCACGCAGCAUUGCAGUGCCAGGGGUAUCAGUGCAUGACUUCUUCUUGGCGAUGAAGUGCCUCAAUAAGUGUCAAAUGCAUGCGCUGCAAGAUCACUGCUUGCCACGCGUGCUCUCCUCCUUCAAGUUUCCGGCGGAGUUUCGCAUGGAAAAGUUUGACGAAAAGGUGGCGGAAAAGGCAAAAGCAAACAAACUGAUGCGCAGACAUCGCACAACGGCGCGUGAGUCGGAGGAGGAUGAGAUCAACUACUGCUAUAGUCAUGAGGAUCAGCAGGCGCCCGAACGCAUGUAUCCCAUAUUUCCGGAACGUGACAAGAUUAUAUACGACGAUGACUAUGAGCAGCAAGCGAGCAGUGAUGCGCCUUCGGUAACCAAAAUCAAAAUCGAUUUGCUUGAAGUGGAAGCUGCUGAGCCCACUGUAUGCGACAGACCCACGUUCUAUGGCGUGCUGCGCACGCUGGAGGGCAUACAGGAGCAGUAUCGUGUCGCCACCAAUGCCAUACUGAGUCAAAGCGAUGGCAAGAAACCCAAGAAGCGCAAGGAACCGCAGCGUUCAUCCGAUCAAAGUGGCGCCGCUUCUGUGCAAUCCGGACGCAAGACUACGGUGCGCAUUUCUAUAACCAGAGCGAUGAGUCUGAUCUCUGAUCAGAGCGAUGCCAUUAGCACUAACUCAGUAGAGUCUGUGCGCGUUGGCACUGAAGUGCCCAGCGUCAGUGGCUCCUAUGCGGAUGUGGACGAAACACCAGCGUCGGAGCUGCAGGCAGCGCGUCCCAAGGUUAAGCACUGGACUAAUAAAUAUAUACUGAGCACAGAUUUCAAUAAGGAAACGUAUACGUAUACGAUUAAAACGGAUCGUUUGGGUUUGUUUGGCUUUGCCUAUCAGCGCUAUGGACACUUUCCGUUUCGGGAUUGGUGUCUGCAGCCCAAUGAUGACAAUCCCAAUGAGCUCAUCUUUACUCUGGACACUUAUUAUGUGCGUGUGGUGCUUUUCAUAAGCAGCGAGGGCAUACGCGGCUAUGUAACUGACAUAACCAAUGAGUAUGUUGCGCAUCCUGUCAAGUAUCUGGAGAUUGUCGAACCCAUUUCAGACUAUCGCGAGCUGCGCAAGCGCUUCUGCGAGCGUAACAUCAACAUCUUUGCAGAGCACGACGCUUGCUUCUAUAUACACAACGGCUACUUUUGUGAAAAGCAUUUGGCAACGGAGCUGCAUGUCUAUGAUGCAAUCGCCGUGCACUGCAAGCUGAUCAAGUUCUAUCGCUGCGAUUGGAAUCGCCUGGCCACGCGUCGCAAUUUGCUGCUGGGUCUGCGCAAUCCAAAGGAUAUAAACGAUGCUGCUGCCGUUACAGUGCGUGUUACGCCCGAUGCUUCAACGUUUGUCGAGGUUACCGAACUCUGCUCCGAUAAUUUGGACAUCUUUAACUUGCACUAUCAGCUAACCUGGCGCAAUAUUGGCAUCUACUCGGAUGUGCAUCAGCUAAUCAACUCCAUGUAUCCACAAGCAACGGAUGUGCGUAAUCGGGAUCCCAAGCUGAUACAUUCUAUACGGCAGCUCUUUAACGAGGUCAGACCAUUGAGUUUUUCAUAGCUCUUUCUCUUUGAUAAAAAUGCAUUUGUGCUUUCAAUUGACGUCAAUUAAACUCAAUUGUAAUGCAAACGAAACUUUCCACU
Drosophila busckii is the source of this 3584-nucleotide messenger RNA. The record is from RefSeq and is a predicted model, not a curated record. Lineage: Eukaryota; Metazoa; Arthropoda; Insecta; Diptera; Drosophilidae. Gene Ontology annotation, molecular function: beta-tubulin binding; microtubule binding.